ACCAGUCUGUCCUCAGUCCCUCCCGGUCGCUCAGCUGUGCGUCACAUGUCGGGCGCCGCGAGAGAGUAUCCUACUCCCGUGCGGAUCGCUGUUAAACGUACGAGUCUAACGACCCGGCUAGGACGCCGCCGUCUAGCACCGGACCCCCGUCUAACGUCGGCGCGCGUUAGCCACGUAUUAUUAUGCUGUCAGCCGUGUGCACGCCAGCGCAUCGCCACGAAUCGAUCACGAAGUGCCUCGAAUAUGCGGACGGCGUGACGAACGCGGGCGACGGUGCACGCCGCUUUGUUGAUACGCUGAGUUCUGUGUUCAGGCCGCGGAGGCCGCCGCGUCCCUACACCUACACCGUUUAAGAGCGCGCGGAUAACCCUUGUCCUUCGGCGACCGCGUCUUCCUCCUCCCCCUCCCCUGUCUCCCCCCGGCGCGCGCGCGAGAGAGUUUUAAACACUGCCACCGCCGCCGUCGGUGGCAGGUACACGACCGACGGCGCGAUUGGUGCGUGACGAAAAAAGCUGGUCGGUACGAUGACCUAAAGCGGGAUGAAAGAAGGAUAGAGCAGGGAUCUCCGAGAGCGCGAGAGAGCGGGCGAGAGAAAGGGAGGCCCCCUUGGGGAUUUCACGGUGGGCCACAUAGUCGUUUAAAGGGAUCCGACUCUUUCCUUUCGGGAGUGUGCGUGUCGUGCCACGUCUCGCAGGCGUGCGCGUCUUCGUCUCGCGCACUUGGAUUUUUGAACUUGUGCUCCGCGCGUGUGCUCGGUGCUCCGACGAGCGUCAAAGAGAGAGAGAGAGAGAGAGGGAUUGCGGGACAGUCGAGUGGACAGGAGCAUGUGAAGGAACAGAAAAAGUGUUUCGUCGCGUGAAUGUUUCGCGUCGCGUCGCCUCGCGCAACGGGACUCCGCGCGAGAAAACGAUCGGCGAGAACGAUCGAGUGAUCCUCCACUGCGAAGAAGAAGAAGAAUAAUAAGAAGCAGCAGAAGCAGAAGACGAGAGAGAAAGAAGUGAUCCGCGCGAAACCGAGUGAUAUCGCGUCACCUGGUAGAAGCCGCGAAUAAUGUCGACGGGCAAGAGGCUGGCGAAGCGCAGCAUUAUCGGCACCAGGGUGUGCGCUCCCGGCCAGGACGGCAAGUACUAUAGCGGCGCCAUUUGCGCGGUGAAGACGCCGCAGGCGGCCGAGUCGCCGGGCCAGAAGAGCGGCGUCACGCCGAAGACUCUGUACACGGUGCGCUUCGACAUCACCGGCGGCAGUCCGCCGAGCCCGAAGGAGUACGCGGACCGCGAUCUCAUCGGACCGGGCUUCGGCUCCGUCACCGGCGCCCGGCUGGUACCCGGUCAGAAGGUUUAUCUAACGUACAACGGUAGGGAGAUCCACGCCGAGGUCACGGAGCAUCGCCAGCAUCUCGACGAGGUGGACGUGGUCAUUGCCCCGAACGGCCAGGAG
Molecule: messenger RNA, 1437 nt
Organism: Temnothorax curvispinosus
Lineage: Eukaryota; Metazoa; Arthropoda; Insecta; Hymenoptera; Formicidae
Gene: Glut4EF
Product: zinc finger protein 395-like
Exons: 1
Biological process (GO): regulation of transcription by RNA polymerase II
Cellular component (GO): nucleus
Molecular function (GO): RNA polymerase II cis-regulatory region sequence-specific DNA binding; DNA-binding transcription factor activity
Source: RefSeq, a predicted model, not a curated record